AUAACGAAUCUUUAUGAACCUCUGUUUUGUUGAGAGCACAGCAACCAACAAUUCGUUUUCCAUAAUUUAAUUUUUUUCCACCCUUGUUCUUUUCCUUCAAUUGGUGAGACAUUUCCCCGGGUCAGGAACUUUUACUCGGUUUUUUGUUUUCUUUCUUCCUCCCUAUUCCGAAUUUUCUUGUCGGGUGAAGAAAGACGACGAGGAGAUGGUGGGGCAACAGACGCUGAUCUAUAGCUUCGUGGCUAGAGGGACGGUGAUCCUAGCGGACUACACCCAGUUCAGCGGCAAUUUCACCACCAUCGCCGCUCAAUGCCUCCAGAAACUUCCUUCUACCAAUAACAAAUUCACCUAUAACUGCGAUGGCCACACCUUCAACUAUCUCGUCGAAAAUGGCUUCACCUUCUGCUUGGUUGCGGUUGAAUCCGCGGGCAGGCAAAUCCCAAUCGCAUGUCUGGAGCGAAUCAAGGACGAAUUCAACAAGAAAUAUGGAGGAGGGAAAGCUUCCACUGCCAAAGCUAACAGCCUCAAGAAAGCGUUCGGGCCCAAGCUGAGGGAACAUAUGCAGUACUGCGUGGAUCAUCCGGAGGAGAUCAACAAGCUAGCAAAAGUCAAGGCUCAGGUUUCUGAAGUCAAAGGUGUGAUGAUGGAGAACAUUGAGAAGGUUCUUGACCGUGGCGAGAAGAUCGAACUGCUGGUGGAUAAGACCGAAAACCUUCGUUCACAGGCGCAAGACUUCAGACAACAGGGAACCAAGAUCAAGAGAAAGAUGUGGUACGAGAACAUGAAGCUGAAGCUCAUCGUGUUCGGUAUCUUCGCGGCCUUGAUUCUUCUCAUCUGGCUAACCGUUUGCCAUGGCUUCAAGUGUCAGUAAAAACUACUUCACAACAAGUUCUACGCGCCACUGGCAUGCACCUAGCCAUCAUUCAACUCGACUUUUCUGUUUGUAAUCUUUCUUUGUUAAUUGAUCUACUUUUUCGCAGAUCUUCUCUUCUUCAUACUUUAGAAUCACACCACCACCCUUUCAGCUUCAGGGGAAAUCUUUAGCUAAACUAGGAUGUGAGAACAGCCUUGUAUUUCUGUUUUCCUUUUCUAUUGUUUGGAUAGGGUUUAAUUCCUCCUUUUUGUUGGGUAUCUUGCCGUGGAUUGCUCUCUUAUGCUAGUCCCGCAGGCAUAUGUAAUGUCUGUUUCUUCACAAUUGAACAAAGGUUCAUCAAUGAA
Molecule: messenger RNA, 1218 nt
Organism: Linum trigynum
Lineage: Eukaryota; Viridiplantae; Streptophyta; Magnoliopsida; Malpighiales; Linaceae
Source: the annotation of a GenBank genome assembly